Orycteropus afer afer is the source of this 2463-nucleotide messenger RNA. It is a transcript of the gene PIP5K1B, whose product is annotated as phosphatidylinositol-4-phosphate 5-kinase type 1 beta. Gene Ontology annotation, molecular function: phosphatidylinositol kinase activity. The record is from RefSeq and is a predicted model, not a curated record. Lineage: Eukaryota; Metazoa; Chordata; Mammalia; Tubulidentata; Orycteropodidae. Gene Ontology annotation, biological process: phosphatidylinositol metabolic process.
CCUGGGAAGGAAAAGAACCUUAACAAUGAAUAGACCACUCAUCACUACCAACAACAGAUGACUUGCCAUUUCAUUUAUAAAGAUGUCGUCUGCUACUGAAAGUGGAGAUACAGCCCCAGGAAAACAAAAUGAAGAAAAAACUUAUAAAAAGACUGCGUCAUCUGCUAUAAAAGGUGCUAUUCAGCUGGGAAUAGGAUACACGGUUGGUAACCUCACUUCCAAGCCAGACCGGGAUGUUCUCAUGCAGGACUUUUAUGUGGUGGAAAGUGUGUUCCUGCCCAGUGAAGGGAGCAAUCUGACCCCGGCUCAUCAUUACCCAGACUUCCGAUUUAAGACAUAUGCUCCACUAGCAUUCCGAUACUUCAGAGAGCUUUUUGGCAUCAAGCCUGAUGAUUACUUGUAUUCCAUCUGCAGCGAGCCCCUCAUUGAGCUGUCCAACCCCGGGGCCAGCGGUUCCUUGUUUUUUGUGACCAGUGAUGACGAAUUCAUCAUCAAGACCGUUCAGCACAAGGAAGCAGAGUUCCUUCAGAAAUUACUGCCAGGGUACUACAUGAAUUUAAACCAGAACCCAAGGACUCUUUUGCCAAAAUUCUACGGACUGUACUGCAUGCAGUCCGGUGGCAUCAACAUCAGGAUUGUGGUGAUGAACAACGUCUUGCCACGCACCAUGAGGAUGCACUACUCGUACGACUUGAAAGGCUCAACCUAUAAACGAAGAGCAUCCCGAAAGGAGAGAGAGAAGUCCAACCCCACGUUCAAGGACUUAGACUUCCUGCAGGACAUGCACGAAGGGCUGUAUUUUGAUACUGAAACAUACAACGCACUGAUGAAAACACUCCAGAGAGACUGCCGGGUGCUGGAGAGCUUCAAAAUUAUGGACUAUAGCCUUCUGCUGGGCAUCCAUGUCUUAGACCAUUCCCUCAAAGACAAAGAGGAAGACACCUCACAAAAUGUGCCUGAUGCUAAGCGGCCAGGCAUGCAGAAAGUCCUCUACUCAACAGCGAUGGAGUCCAUCCAGGGUUCAGGGAAGUCAGGAGAUGGGAUCAUCCCAGAGAACCCAGACACAAUGGGAGGUAUCCCAGCUAAAAGCCAUAAAGGAGAAAAACUGCUUCUAUUUAUGGGCAUCAUUGAUAUCUUGCAGUCAUACAGGUUAAUGAAGAAGUUGGAGCAUUCCUGGAAGGCUCUUGUUUAUGAUGGGGACACUGUCUCGGUUCACAGACCAAGUUUUUAUGCAGACAGAUUUCUAAAGUUUAUGAAUUCCAGAGUUUUCAAGAAAAUUCAAGCUGUGAAGGCCUCACCCUCUAAGAAACGGUGCAAUUCCAUUGCCGCUCUGAAGGCGGCCUCCCAGGAGAUAGUGUCCUCCAUCAGCCAGGAAUGGAAGGAUGAGAAGCACGAUUUGCUAACUGAAGGGCAGAGUUUCAGCAGCCUUGAUGAAGAAGCGCUGGGAUCCCAACACCGCCCGGACCUGGUUCCCAGCACCCCAUCACUGUUCGAAGCUGCUUCCUUGGCAACCACAAUUUCAUCUUCUUCCUUGUGCGUCAAUGACCAUUAUCCGCAUGACAGGACUACGCUUUAUUCAAACAGAAAAGGAUUGCCUUCCAGUUCAACAUUUACUUUGGAAGAGAGGACCAUCUACCUGACCUCUGAGCCAGAUGCUCUGGAAACACAGGAUGAUAAUGCCUCAGUGCUUGAUGUCUACUUAUAAGCAAAUGUGGUGAGCCACCUGAGCAGAUGAUGAGCAUGGACACUGUGGGAGAGAAGCAUUUCCACUCCAGAAUCCCCACAGGAACCUGGCCGAGCCCACCACCCACAGAGUCCUAAGCUACUGAAGUGAUGAGUGUGCGAGAUGGCAGGGGAGUGUGGCCCAGGGACCGAUCAGCAGAUGGCAUGUGUAAACACAACACUGCUCUAUCUCUUGCUGUUGCUUGCUGAACUGUGAAGAACUGCAUGAACUAUAUCUAAGCUGCAUUCUAGACCAUUGCCAAUUACCUGAUUUUGGACUUGCAAGUACCAUUUUCCUGUUGACUCUUGCGUUGUUUCAUUUUGCAUGUAGCCAGUGAUUACACAUAUGCACCAUAAGUAAUCUGCUUAUAUAUUUUCUAAGAAAAUCCUCUCAUGCAAAAUGGUGAAUAAAGUAUAGAUUCUGCUCUUUUUUUUUUUUUUUUUUGCCAAAUUAUAAUCACCCAUGCCAUUGAAAGUUUAAAUUGGUUUUCUAUAAAGAUCAGUGUCAUAGGUCUGCAUAUACUUUAUAGAAAGCUAGCUUCUAUAAAGAUUUUUUUCACUGUUUACUAGUGAAAUGAGAAAAGCAAAAUUAUUUAUGAAAGGCCUAAUAUGUACAUAUAUUGUCUUUGAAAUAUUUGUGAUUUAGUUUAUUGCCUGUAACAGAGAAAUUAUAUAAUUUAUUCAGUAAAUACUACUGUAAACUAUAGUUUUAUUGAGAGAAAUAAAAUAUUUUGUUCUCAA